AUGAUAAAUGAUUUUUUAGAUUUUUGCCAUAAAAAUGAUGGUCGUUAAAUUAACAAAUUAGUUUCUUCAAGAAAGAAAUGGAAGGAAGUUGAAGAUGAAUUAUUACUUAAAGGCAUAAGAAAAUAUGGAAAUCAAUGGAGUAAAAUAUAGGAAGAAGUACCAACUAAAGAUUCAAAACAAUGUUAAGCUAGAUGGAAGAUACUUAAAAAUGUAAUAUGUGCUUAAAGAUGUUUAAGAAAGAAGAAACUAUGGAUAGAUUGGAAGCUUUGGGUGAUUAGUCAGAGAUGGAAAAUCAAAAUCAUAAGAUAAAAAAGGUCAAGAUAUCAUAGAGNUGUCUUUAUGAAGGAGGCCUUUUUCUUUUCUCUCAAAUUUCUAUUCAACAGUACUCUAGGAAUGUAUAAGGGAUUUGGCACCUUCAUAUCUGUCCAUUAGUUAUUAUUAUAAUAAAAACUUAUAACUGUUGUUAUUCUAAUAUAAUAAUAAUGUUAUGUCAUUGGGUAUUAUUGA
This is a messenger RNA of Paramecium primaurelia, 507 nucleotides long. NCBI's taxonomy places the organism in Eukaryota, Ciliophora, Oligohymenophorea, Peniculida, Parameciidae. The record is from the annotation of a GenBank genome assembly.